Molecule: messenger RNA, 420 nt
Organism: Pieris macdunnoughi
Lineage: Eukaryota; Metazoa; Arthropoda; Insecta; Lepidoptera; Pieridae
Source: the annotation of a GenBank genome assembly
AUGUGGGACUCGCUACUGUACAUAAUUAUAACCCCACGGCGCCAUCAGCAAUUGCUCGAGGCAGAACACGAUAACAGCGUAGCAUUGUCCGCAUCAUGCCACACGAUCAGCCAUAGAAAUCACAGCCUCCUAUGGCCAAGAAUGAUGUGGAAUAGACCUUGGCAAAGCGGCUUUACACACAUCGGCCAUUUCGCUGUGAGUUGUUGCGCUGGUACAGUGCUUGCAAGGAUGCCAACGCAUUCCUUCUUUUGGACGAAUGAACCCCUGUUCCCCCGCGGUCUGUGUGGCUGCGGGAUAGACCUGGUCCUCUUCUUAAGGCGCAUGACGGCCUCACAGAAUCAUUGGAGGCUUUCCCACGUCGCGGUCCGUGCUUGUAACUGCAACUCUCACAAUGUUGAAAGCAGCGUCCUCGCCAUGUAG